AUGCACAAAAUGAGCCGUCAUCCUCCAAGGGAUCGUCAUCCUCCAAAGGAUCGUCAUCAUCUGGUGAACAAAAUAGAUUUUCAUCAUCGGGUGGACAAAAUGGAUCUUCAUCCUCCAAUAAAGAAAUACAUGGGUUGGCUGAGCAAAGUUGUUAAAAGUUCGGUAAAUAAAGUUAUAAGAGGACAAUACGACGGGAACUUUAGUGAAGGCUAUUCAACCCAGCACGCUACGUCACAUGGUACACAUGCCAGUGACAAUGAAGACAUAGAUCGUGCUAUUGCAUUAUCCUUAUCAGAGGAAGGUCAAAGGAAGGGAAAGGCCAUUGAUACUGAUGAUCAUUUAGAAGAAGAUGAAGAGCUUGCACGGGCUCUGCAAGAAAGUUUGAAAGAUAAGCAUCCUCUUCGUCAGAAAAUUCCGGUGGGGGGAGUUCACUCAGAUAGUACUCCAGCAACUAGCCUACUGCCAGAUAUCUUGCCAUCAAGUAGAUCGAGGGUUUGUGCUGGAUGUAAAACUCCACUUGGACAUGGACAGUUUCUCAGUUGUAUGGAUUCUGUUUGGCACCCUCGGUGCUUCAGGUGCUCAGCUUGCAGUGAGCCAAUAUCAGACUCUGAGUUUGCAGUACAUGAAGAUCAUCCAUACCACAGUACCUGCUACAAGGAGAAUUUUCAUCCAAAAUGUGAUGUUUGCAAGAACUUUAUUCGAACAAAUAAAAAUGGUUUAAUUGAAUACCGGGCCCAUCCUUUCUGGAUGCAGAAGUAUUGUCCUUCGCAUGACAAUGACGGUACUCCUAGGUGUUGCAGUUGUGAACGAAUGGAGCCAAAGGAUAUCAAGUACAUAACAUUAGAUGAUGGCCGGAAGCUCUGCUUGGAGUGUCUAUAUACUUCAAUAAUGGACACAGACGAGUGCCAACCAGUAUACAUUGAUAUCCAGGAAUUCUAUGAGGGUUUGAACAUGAAAGUAGAGCAACAGAUCCCCUUGCUUUUGGUUGAACGUCAAGGUUUAAAUGAAGCCAGGGAAGUAGAGAAAAUGGGGCAUCACCUUCCUGAAACCAGGGGUCUCUGCCUAUCGGAAGAGCAAAUUGUCAGAAUGAUAUCGAGACGACCAAUAAUUGGACCAGGAAGCAAAAUGAUAGACAUUUCUACAGCACCAUACAAACUAGUUCGGCGGUGUGAAGUGACUGCAAUUCUUGUACUAUAUGCUUUGCCAAGACUGCUCACAGGCUAUAUUCUAGCUCAUGAGAUGAUGCAUGCAUACCUUCGACUUAAAGGAUACCGAAUCCGUAAUCCAGAGGUUGAAGAAGGCAUCUGUCAGGUCCUAGCUCAUCUCUGGCUUGAGUCUGAAAUCGUGUCAGGUUCAAGCAGUAGCAUUGCAACCACAUCUGAAGCAGCAGCUGUAGCAGCAGAAGCAGCAGUAGCAGCAGAAGCAACAGCGACACCUUCUUCAACAUCUUCCUCGGCGAAAAAGGGUGAAAAGACUGACUUUGAGAAAAAACUUGGAGAAUUCUUCAAGCACCAGAUCGAAACAGAUCCCUCUGCAAUAUAUGGAGAUGGGUUUCGAGCUGGCAUUCGAGCAGUUGAACGAUAUGGCUUGAGAGGUACCCUUGAUCAUAUCAAGCGUCAGGUUCUUUUCCAAGUUGAGGUAGGGUUUUGCAUCUUCAGUUUGUGA
Molecule: messenger RNA, 1665 nt
Organism: Triticum turgidum subsp. durum (durum wheat)
Lineage: Eukaryota; Viridiplantae; Streptophyta; Magnoliopsida; Poales; Poaceae
Source: the annotation of a GenBank genome assembly